Molecule: messenger RNA, 249 nt
Organism: Clonostachys rhizophaga
Lineage: Eukaryota; Fungi; Ascomycota; Sordariomycetes; Hypocreales; Bionectriaceae
Source: the annotation of a GenBank genome assembly
AUGACGGACCUCAUGAGAUUCUGCGUACCUUUCAUCGAGUCUAUCGCCACGGCGGUCGUACUCUCGGCCCCUGUCAAUCUCGAGGUCGUUCUGGCUCGCGCUCUCUUGGGCGCAUAUCACGGUCGCGAUCGCGCUCCCACUCGCGCCGAGGGGGAGAUCUCGGCCGUUCAAAUCGAUCUGAUCGGACUGGUGAUAUUCUGCGAGGAGUACCUCUUCGAGACAUACUGCGCCGGGGUGGAGAGCGUCUGA